Molecule: messenger RNA, 2457 nt
Organism: Aspergillus calidoustus
Lineage: Eukaryota; Fungi; Ascomycota; Eurotiomycetes; Eurotiales; Aspergillaceae
Source: the annotation of a GenBank genome assembly
AUGAAGGCCGCUUCUCUGGUCUCGCUCCUUUCCGUCCUGGCCACGGCUCGGGCUACCGGCCUGUGGUGGGGUAGUGAGGAGUGCUAUACCGCUCCUGACAACACCGACAACGAGUGUACCGAUGAGCAGCAGGUUGGCUUCAACUGGGAGAGUCUCGGCUUUGGUUCAUUCUCUUCCUAUGGUGGCCUGGACUUUUCUGGCUUCAGCUGCAGCAACGGUUUCGGUGGGCUCCGUACCCGGACCUUCAACAACAAAUGCAUCACCGGAACAGUCUCCAAGGGCCUCGAGAGGUCUUCCCACCCGUCCAUCUCUUGCGGUCAGGACAAGCCCGGAUUCUCGAUCAGCAAGUUCCAACUCUUCACCUCUAUCAAGACGGACGUUCAGAUCUCCUUUGGCAUGCCUGAUGGCUCCACCUGCAGAAAGGUCGCCUCGUGUGAUUCUGCUGGCUCGGAAGUCGUCAAUGACCAGUGCGGUGGUGCCAUCUCCGUCAGCUUCCAACUGCCCGACCACAGUGAACACGAUGACUGCGACUUUGGUAUCGGAACAAUCGACUUCGGCUGUGGGCCAGGCAAGCCUACUUACACUCCUCCGGCCCAGACCCAGACCACCACAUACACCUCCUCUGCUUCUGUCCCUACUCCAGAGGUUCCUGUUGUGACUCCCUCUGAGACUCCUUCUCAGCCCGACACUCCUACCCCGGAUGUCCCUGUUCCUACCGAUGAGAGCCCCGUCACUUCGCCUUCGUCGAGCAUCCCUGUGAUCCCCACUACUUCGUACGGAACUCCUGGCAGCAGCUCUAUCCCGUACACUAUCUCCACCGUGUACACCACGAGCGAGGUUACCAUCACUCAAUGUGCUCCUACCGUGACCAACUGCCCUGCCGACUCGACCACCGUCACCACCUCAACCAUCAUCGUGUCUACCACCUGGUGCCCAGUGACUUCUACAGCCCCCGGUGGCCCUGAGGAGACUUCUGACGUGCCUCCUCCUCCCGAGCAGACCUCGCAAGUUCCCCCUCCUCCUGCCGAGACCGAGACCGAGCCGUCAGAGACUCCUGCUCCCACUGAGACCCCUACUGUUCCCGAGACCACUCCUGUCGUCCCGACCAGUGUUGACUCUGGCUCCUCGUCUGUUCCCCCUGAGGAUUGGACUACCACUGAGAUCACAUACACGACCGUGACUGUGUGCCCCGUGACUGAGACCACCACUUCCGGCGACUCGACAAUCACCACUGUCACCAGCACCACCUCGACCAUGACUCUGACUUCCACGACCACCAUUUGUGGUGGAUGCUCCGUGACCGAGACUCUCGAACCAGGCCCUACAUCAACACCUGUUGUGCCGACAUCUGCCAACCCCGUCACCACCCCAGAGGUUCCUGUCGGAUCAACUGUUACCGAGAUCACUUAUACCACUGUCACUACCUGCCCGGCAACUACCACGAUCACCAACGGUGAGGAGACAAUCACUUCGACUUUCACCACUAUCUCGACCCAGACCCUUACUGAGACCUCGACUAUCCCUAUCCCGACCUCCGUCAGCCCAGAGGAGACCCCAGAGGCUCCAGUUCCGGAAGAGACUGAGACUGUCACUGAGAUUACCUACACCACGAUCACUACUUGCCCCGUCACUACCGUGAUCACCACUGGCGACUCUACCAUCACUACCACGUACACGACCAUCUCGACGGCCACGAUCACAACGGAGACAACUAUCCCCGUGCCUACCUCUGUCUCCCCUGAGGAAACUCCCUCCGCCCCCGUUGACACUCCUUCCACGCCGGUUCCCACAACCUCGUGCCCCAACGUGGUGCCCAAGUGUAUCAACACCUGGCUCAACCUCCUUCCCGACUGCAGCUCCAACAGUGACAUCUCUUGCUUCUGCCCCGACGCCGAGUUCACCGACAAGGUCAUCUCCUGCAUUCAAGCCUGGGGUGCCUCCACCGAGGAAGUCCAGGCCGCCCUCUCCUACAUGGCCGGUAUCUGUGCUGCCUUUGUCCCUGAGAACCCUGGUAUUAUUACCAACGUUCCUACCACAAUUACCCUGACUCCUCCUGCUGCCCCUACGCCCACCAACGUGAGUCCCGAGGAGACCGAGUCCCCAGCACCCACCUCCGCCCCGUGCACGACAAUUACCUACUCAACCUACACGGUCACCGUCCCGCAAGUCUCCUUUUCGACCGUCACGGAGACCGUCGGCGGCGGCGGCGAGACAGGCGUCGACGCAGUCCCAACCUCAACCAUCGAGCUGAUCCCCCAGCCCACUGUGGUCCCCACCACAACCGCCUCAACCACCAUCCCCAACCCCUGGGCAAACCCAACCACGCUGAGCACCAACGUUCCUUCUCAAACCUACACGCCGUCUCCGGCAUCUCCAGAGUUCACGGGCGCCGCAUCCCCACUGCGCGUCCCCGUGACCUGGCUAAUGGCAUUGGCUGUGCCAGUGCUCGCUCUCUAG